Molecule: messenger RNA, 3038 nt
Organism: Alligator mississippiensis (American alligator)
Lineage: Eukaryota; Metazoa; Chordata; Crocodylia; Alligatoridae
Gene: SNX33
Product: sorting nexin 33
Exons: 3
Coding region: 668-2359 (563 amino acids)
Biological process (GO): intracellular protein transport; plasma membrane tubulation; endocytosis
Cellular component (GO): plasma membrane; cytoplasmic vesicle
Molecular function (GO): phosphatidylinositol binding; protein binding
Source: RefSeq, a predicted model, not a curated record
CCUCGCCUGGAGGCUUCGCAAACUUUCCAGCUUCCCUGUCCUUGCGUCAUGGAAAAGGCUGGAGCGUGACGGAGCGGCCCGCGGGGAGCGGCACGGAGCGGCCCAGGGCUUUUGCCAGUGCCGCCACUCGCCAUCCUGCCGGAGACGCAGCUCGGUGGGUGAGGAGGCCAGGCCGAACCUGGGCUUUUCUUUUUAAAGUCCUUGAGAAGAAAGCUCCAGCGGGUGAGGGGAGUCUGGCCUCCUGCUCCUGGCUGAUCAGGAUCCUGGGUUUUUUGGUUAAUGUGAGUUCAAGCCGAGAAGGUGGACGGUGCGGGCAGCAAAGUCAAAGCUGUGGGGACAUGAGGGGUUUGCGGAUGUGUCUGACGGAGGCUUAUGUCACCUAAACGGAGGGGCAGAGCAUGUCUGCACCCCAGGAAUGUCAUUUGGGACCGAGGAACUGAGUCCUCAAGAUUCACUGGCAUUUUUAGACCUUGAAAGUUACAUCUUAGACUACAUAUUUUUACUGCAUGGUUAAAUCAACUCAGCCCUUUCCCACAGCUCGGGACCAGGUUUUAAGCCAUAAAGAGAGUGUGUGCGGUGCCCUCCUCUGCCAGGAGCUGUUUAAGUACCUGAGCGAUUAUUUGCCUGUUCCCAAGGGCUGAGUUGCGUAGUCCUGCAGGAAACAGCCAUGGCGCUGAAAGCCCGAGCACUUUACAACUUCCAGAGUGAAAACAAAGAGGAGAUCAGCAUCCAGGAGAACGAGGAGCUGGUGAUCUUCAGUGAAAACUCCCUGGACGGGUGGCUGCAGGGCAAGAACAGCCGAGGGGAGACUGGCCUCUUCCCUGCCUCUUACGUGGAGAUCCUGCGGUCCAGGUCAAGCUCCAGUUAUACGGACUAUUCAAACAGCCCAGCUGGCUCUCCUGGACAUGACUCCUCCUUCUAUGUGCACCCUCCCAACACCAGCAUCUCCAACCAGGGCAGCUUUGAGGACGACGAUGACGAUGAUUGGGAUGACUGGGAUGAUGGCUGCACGGUGGUGGAGGAGCCCAGGAGUGGCCCUGGCACCAAUGGGCACCCCUCCCCUCACCUGCAGUACCCUGCGGUGUACCCCAGCCAGAACGCUGGCUAUCGACCCAAGCCUGCCCUAGAGAGACAGGACAGCAUAAGCUCCUCCAAGAGGGGCAGUGUGGUAGGGCGGAACCUCAACCGCUUCUCCUGUUUUGUCCGCUCGGGGGUGGAGGCCUUUAUCCUAGGAGACGUGCCCCUUAUGUCCAAGAUUGCGGAGGCUUAUUAUAUUGAGAUGGGGUCCAAGGGCCCCCAAUGGAGGGCCAAUCCACACCCUUUCAUCUGCUCUGUGGAGGACCCAACCAAGCAGACCAAAUUCAAGGGCAUCAAGAGCUACAUCUCUUAUAAGCUGACUCCCAGCAACAUCACCACCCCAGUCUAUCGGCGGUACAAGCACUUUGACUGGCUGUACAACCGCCUACUGCACAAGUUCACGGUGAUCUCAGUGCCCCAUUUGCCAGAGAAGCAGGCCACCGGGCGCUUUGAGGAGGACUUCAUCGAGAAGCGCAAGCGGAGGCUGAUUUUGUGGAUGGACCACAUGACCAGCCACCCCGUCCUCUCCCAGUAUGAGGGCUUCCAGCACUUCCUCACCUGCCGUGAUGACAAGCAAUGGAAACUGGGGAAGCGGCGGGCGGAGAAGGAUGAGAUGGUCGGGGCCAGCUUCCUGCUGACUCUUCAGAUCCCCACGGAGCACCAGGACCUGCAGGAUGUUGAGGACCGUGUGGACUCCUUCAAGGCCUUCAGCAAGAAAAUGGAUGACAGUGUCCUGCAGCUGACCAAUGUGGCCUCCGAGCUGGUCCGCAAGCAUUUGGGAGGCUUCAGGAAGGAGUUCCAGAAGCUGGGCAAUGCUUUCCAAGCCAUCAGCCACUCCUUCCAGAUGGACCCACCCUACAGCUCGGAUGCCCUCAACAAUGCCAUCUCCCACACAGGCAAGACAUACGAGACUGUAGGGGAGAUGUUUGCUGAGCAGCCCAAGAAUGACCUUUUCCUCAUGCUGGACACUCUCUCCUUAUACCAGGGGCUACUUUCCAACUUUCCGGACAUUAUUCACCUCCAAAAAGGAGCCUUUGCAAAGGUGAAAGAGAGUCAGCGGAUGAGUGAUGAGGGGAAAAUGGAUCAGGACGAGGCAGAUGGGAUUCGGAAACGUUGUCGUGUGGUCGGCUUCUCCCUGCAGGCUGAGAUGAACCACUUCCACGAGCGACGUAUGGCAGACUUCAAGAGAAUGAUGCAGUCCUACCUAAAACAGCAGAUCAUCUUCUACCAGAGAGUCAGCCAGCAGCUGGAGAGGACUUUACUUAUGUAUGACAACCUCUAAUGCCUUCCGACUUGAUGCAUUGGCUAAUCCCUCUUCAUCUGAACUCAUGUGGUUUUGUCUUUGGAACCUCCAGACCUCUGUUUGAGGUGAACUGAGAAUUAAUGGAAACUCAUAACGCUAGUGACCAAAAUCCAUUUGGCUUUCCUCCAUGUUCCUGGAGCUGAGGUGCUGCAGGGAAUGUUACAUUCAUGUCUUCCAACUGACUCAUGUCCGACUGACUCAUAUCAUACCGCUACCUUCCCUGAUAGCUGGACCCCUCCACCGAUUCUGUCUCUGAGAGACUGUGGAGAAGACAUGGGUAUCUUUCAUAAGGGAACAGACAUUGACUUUGUGGUGCUGGUAUCUCUGGUUUUGCAGUAAGUUGUAGCUUUUGGAAACAUGUCCCACUAGAGUAGGGAGGUUGAUACAUUACAGUCUAGAGGGAAAAUAAGUAGAGUUGGUCAAAAAUUUGCACACCAAAAACUUUUCUGAUGGAAAAAAAUGGCCUUUAUUUGAAAAUUUUUUGUGAAAAAAUUAUGGCAAUUUUUCCAUUUUUGACAAAUGUUUCCACAACAUUUUUACCAAUAAGUUUUUAAUAGAAAUGUUGAUGGAAAUCAUGUUCCAAAUCUUUGUCGGGUGUGUCUGUUUACCGAAAAUGUUCCAUAGUGUUUGCAAUAAAAAUUUCAACAUAGAAAUUUCA